Molecule: messenger RNA, 1443 nt
Organism: Closterium sp. Yama58-4
Lineage: Eukaryota; Viridiplantae; Streptophyta; Zygnematophyceae; Desmidiales; Closteriaceae
Source: the annotation of a GenBank genome assembly
AUGCCCGUUUUCCGGGAGAAGCCCGGCGGCUUCGAUAUAGUCACAUCCCCGCUCAAGUACAAUCUUACGUACUGCAGCGGGUCGCUUUUCGGUCACAUCGACCCGCGCGCGCUGGGGGAUUGGAUUCAGUACCACCAUGGGGUAGUGGGUGUGGAGAAGUUUUUCUUUUAUGAUCAUGGCGGGCUUACUGUGGAUAAUGAUACGGCGGCUGUGGUGGCGCCUUAUGAGGAGACGGGGGUGGUGACUGUAACGAGGAUGAAGGGUGGCCGGCACUUUGUGUCGUACUAUUCGCACCAGAUUAUGAACCAAAACGACUGCCUGUAUCGUUCACGAUUCCUCACCAGGUGGCUGCUCUACACGGACCUCGAUGAGUACAUCUUCACACCCCCGCCAGCCACCUUCCUCUCGUGGCUUGACGGCCUCCCGAGCAACGCGUCAUGGGCCAGUAUGGGAUCAUAUAUGCACAGCAUUAAUACAUGCAGCCAGCCGCACCACGGCAAUGCCACUAACGAGUCACAGCUCCUAGUGGAGCAUUUGCCUUGGCGGGCGGAACUCCCUAGUUGCCCUGACCGGGCUAAGGCGUUGGUGUGCCCGGGAGCGCACGGGAGGAGGAAGCAGGUGGUGGAUCCGAGGAGGGUGAACAUGGUAUCAGUGCAUCGCGUGGAGGACCCUUGGGAUUUGUAUGGAGUGGACUGGAACGCCUCGUUUGCCGAGCCUCUGCCGAAGCUGAUGCAUUUUCAAGGGCUUCCGGUGAGAAAGCCUGUUAAUGUGCGGUGUAGGGAUGUGAAGGAGGGGCCUCUGAAGGAGGGAGAGGUGGUGGAAGAUGGGAAGAUUGAAGCUCCGGUGGAGCAAACGAUUAAAUCGCUUGAAGUGACCGAUUCAGGGGCUGGGCGGAGGCAGCAUGGGAGCGGGGCGAGUGAGCCCGAGGAGCCGGCCGGCUGGACGGGCGCACGGAGCAGACUUUUGAGUCAACUCGUCAGGAGCGGGGGCGAUGGUAAAGAAGGCGGUGGAGGAUUGGACCAAUCAACGCCGCCGAUGUCGUUUGUGGUUCAUUUCGGCGACAUUGUUGACGGUUUUUGCCCCACAGACAGAUCCGAGGAAGCUGUGAAUACGGCUCUGGAUGCAAUGGCUGGUUUCACAGCCGGGCCCACAUACCACAUGUUCGGUAACCACUGCUUGUACAAUCUGCCUCGCGUCACUCUAAGAUGCUCGCCAUCCCCACUGCUGCUGACAACCGCUCCUACUAUGACUUCUCGCCCUUUCCUAACUUCAGGUCAGCAAUACUGGAUUUAUUCCGCUUCUCCCCCCCUCGUCCGCCCAACCGCGCUGAAAUCCAUGAGUCAAGGCAGCAACGAAGCGGUGGCAGCGCUGUUGGUGGCGGCGAAGCAAGGGGGACAGCCCAUAAAGAGGUGCUGCUUUAGUGCACCCACCGUCCCACGGUAA